Messenger RNA from Pelmatolapia mariae (spotted tilapia), 8536 nucleotides. It is a transcript of the gene fhip1b, whose product is annotated as FHF complex subunit HOOK interacting protein 1B. Gene Ontology annotation, cellular component: FHF complex. Lineage: Eukaryota; Metazoa; Chordata; Actinopteri; Cichliformes; Cichlidae. Gene Ontology annotation, biological process: endosome organization; lysosome organization; endosome to lysosome transport. The transcript is spliced from 11 exons. Bases 1329 to 4793 code for a protein of 1154 amino acids. The record is from RefSeq and is a predicted model, not a curated record.
UAAGAAUGGGAUUUCACUCAAGUUCAUAUGGGUGUGAAGACAGAUGACAAAAUAGUUUUGGGAAUAUAGUAUAUUUAUAUAAUCGCACUAGAUGUUCUUAAGUGUAAUGUUCAGCUGUUUAAAGAAGAACAAUGCAAGGUUUCAUAACAUGGACAUUUUUUUAAAGCAUUUUGAUGUAAUAGAAAAUGAAGGAAAGCAAAAACAUCUCUUUUCCCCUCCUUCAUGAGCUCAGUCCAUGCAGGUGUUAUGAGGUUUAGACUUGUGUGAUAAAACAUCAACAUUUUCAGUAUGAUACUGCAGAAAUGUUACUGAUAGAAAUGGUGUGUAGUUAAAACUUGUUUUCCGAAACUCUUAAUUCAUUUACCGUGGCUCUUUCUAUUUUUAGCUUUUCUUCCAUUGCAAUAAUUUUCUAAACUUAUCCACAAAAUGUUACAAGCUUCACAUGCAACAGCUUGUCACCAACCAUGAGCUACUCACCUUUUCAACCUCAGUGUAACUGGGCAAAAUCAUUAAUGACAUACAUUUCAGAUAAUUGCUGUGCUUUUAUUUAUUCUUAUUUAAGAGUAAUAUGUGUGGUCUGAAUACUCAAUGACAUCGUGGCUGAUAUGAUCCCAUUGAAAGGUGAUUUGUAGUUUUUGCCAUAUGCAUAAUGUCGUUUAUAAAUCUGUAUUUUAUCAACAAUGUCCACCUGAAGUCAUUCCUCUGAAUGUAUAUUGGCUUUCUUGAAAGAUCUGUGGGGUCCUGGGGUACCUUACUGCCAUGGACCCUGCCUCCCGAGCCACAGCCUUCCCAGUGAAUCUUGUAUCCAUGUUGCCUUACAUACAUACUUGCCACUCUAAUCUAGUGGUUAUUCUGUCAUGUUUCAAGUCCACAUUAAGAGAAAUGCAAUGAGAUCUUUUAGUAAUAGCAAGUUUGUGAAUUAAGCUGUUAUUAUUCCAGGUUUAUAUGAUGUUAAUGUUGUUGUUUUUUUGUUCACACAGAGAGAUUGCCAGUCCUGACCGGCUAUGGAGUGGUGUUGGCUUCAGACUGGAUGACAGGGUCUACGAGGAGGACAGGGUCACAAAGUUUCUGUAGCAGCAGCAGCAGCAGCAGGCUUUUCCUAGAUGUACACUGAGCGGGAUUGACAGCCUGCACAGCCGACCUCUUUCUCCUCUUCUCUGUUGUGAUACACUUUCCCUUCCCUUUCUGCCCUUCUUUUUGCACUUCUCUUUUCCUCUCUCCCACUUCUUGUUUUCCUUUUGUUUUCCCAUAUAAUUUCCUUAGCCUUCUGUUAGACUCAACGUCAUUGAGUUUUAGUGACCUUUAGUCUGCUUUAAGCUGGUUUCACUAUGAGCUGGCUGAGCAGAUUAAACCCACGGGCUUCUGGGAGUCGGUCGAGCCGGAGUGCUGCCCCUUCCAGCCCCUGCACUGCAGACCCAGAGACCUGUCUCAUGGUGUUUGAGAACCACUGGAGACAGAUAUCUUGGGUGUUGGAGCAGCAUGAGACUUCAUCCUCCAGCGAUGACCUUACGGCAGUGAGAAACAACACCGACCAGAUGUUAUGUUUGCUGGCAGAGGAGCGUCCUGCUGAGAGCUCAGAGAGCGGCGCCAGCGUGCCACCUAUGGGGCCCAUACUGGAGCUUGUGGUCACAGAGAAUAUCCUGGAGAAGCUGGUUCAGUGGCACCUUCGCCGUGGCUUGGACCCAGACAGCCAGGGUGCACUGCUCAAACUGUUUGAGAUGCUUAUCGGUCAGUCCCAGCAGCCCCUGCUCCAGCACACAGCCAUUCUCCACCCCCUCCUGAGGCUCCUGGGAGCUUGUGCUGACCCAGAACUCGGCUGUCCUUCAGCUCUGGAGAACAGCCUGGUAUUGUUGCUUAACCAGAUCUGUGUGUCAAUGGCCCGACAGCCGGUGGUUCUAGAGAUGUUGUUCCGGGCUGCACCAGCCCAGCAGGGCUCAACCAACCUGCUGAUCUUUUCCCUGCUUGUGCCAUUCAUCCACCGAGAUGGAGCCAUUGGACAGCAGGCGCGAGAUGCACUACUGCUUGUAAUGGCGGCGUCAGCCAGUCACGAGGCUGUUGCACGAUACAUCGCUGAGAACUCCUACUUUUGUCCGGUGUUGGCGACAGGCCUCAGCGCUCUUUAUUCCUCUCUGCCGAGGAAGAUAGAAGUUCGAGGAGAUGACUGGCAUGCCCUUCGGCGGGAGGACUGGAUGGGCGUGUCGUCGCUCGUGCUCUUCAUGAACUCGCUCGAGUUCUGCAACGCUGUGGUGCAGGUCGCCCAUCCCCUGGUCCGCUCACAGCUUUUGGAUUACCUUCACAACGGCUUCCUUGUACCUGUCAUCGGCCCCGCCCUGCAUAAGUCAUCGGUGGAUGAGAUGAUCGCCAGCACAGCCUACCUUGAUCUUUUCCUGCGCAGUAUAACAGAGACUUCCCUCCUCAAAACUUUCCUGCGCUUCAUCCUGCUGCAUCGCCAUGACAAUGACACCAUCCUGGACACGCUGCUCACGCGCAUAAGCAGCAAUUCAAGGCUCUGCAUGGUAUCGUUAAGCCUCUUCAGGACUCUCCUGUCCUUGAAUUGUGAAGACGUCAUGCUGCAGCUUGUACUCAGGUAUCUCCUGCCAUGUACUCACGUAAUGCUGAGUCAGCGUCGUGCUAUCAGGGAGACUGACUUAUACGGAAAGUCAGCGGACAAGUUCCUGUCAUUAAUCCCAGAGUGCUGCCGGUUCAACGCAGCUGCCUCCUCUGAGAGAGAUGAGGAUAAUCCAUUUUGGGGCAAAGUACUGAAUAGUCCCAGCACAGAGUCUCCUGCCCCACCCAGACCCAGCACUCCAUCCCGCUUGUCCUUCUUCAUGAGACAGCAGAGCAGUGGAGGUGGAUCAGGAGGUGGAGGUGCUCCUACCUCCUCUAGCAUGGAUCCAAUGCAGUCCAGUUCUUCGAGCUCCCACCAGAUGUCUCCUGACAGCCCAAUGCACCAUCAGCAGACCCACACAGAUUGUCUGGACUGGGAUUCAGGUUAUCUGGAGUAUCUUAAGGACGCUCGGAGGAGCAUUGAGCUUUGCUCUUGGGCUUGUCGUGACUGGUCGGCACCAUAUGAUGGCGAAAACCCAUCCCCAAACACAGCCCCGCCACCCCCACUUCCCCCUACCUCCAAUGUCCCAAUGACUAUGUUCCCUGAGCACUUCUCUUUCCAGCAGGGAGGAAGUCAUAACUCUUCUCCCGGUCAGCAAAGGGCAGCCAUUGUGGCAGCAGCGCGGUCUGAAUGGAGUAGCUCUGAGCGGGACAGCGGAGAGUGGGAUGUUACGAUUGGCAAAAACAGCUGCAUCAGCCUAACGCCUCGCUCCAAGAAACGCAGCCUUCAGAGAGAGGAGCUGCCUCCCAAGCCUGUACCUCCUCUCGUACCUUCUUCGUCUUCAGCAACCGCUUUAUCCACUUCUCAUCCCAUCUCCUCCCCAGCUCCUCACAUCCCCUCAUCUGCCAUCACUGUUAGCUACCAGGCUAUGUUCAAUGGAACAAUGGUGCAGGGAGACGGGUGCUCAGACAGUCGUGAUAGAGGACUGGAGGUGAAGAAAGUGAAGAGGGACUUGGGUGAUCAGCAGUAUUUGGAUGAAAACGCCAACCAAAAUGGUUCCCUUGUUAACUGCCCCUCGCAAAGCUGCACUGCUCUCCCAAAGUCUAUUUUCAGCAACAGUGACAUCAGUGAUGCACAAUCUCUUUGUCCUAGCAAGAUUUUUACUCAGACCUCCAUUAACCAGUCAGCAUCUGAUACCAAACUGCUGUCAAGUGAAACCUUAAACCCACAUGAUGCAUCCUCAGAUCUUCCAGAAGCCAGUCAGCAGUCUGUAGAGAGUCUUAUUGAGGAGCUGCUGGAGCAGGCGCCGGGAGACCCACAGCUGCCUGGCGAUGCCAACGGUCAGGGCAUUAGCAUUGAGGCGUUCACACAGGAGCUGAGAGAACUGGAGGACCGGGUGAAAGAGCGCUGCAAAGCAGCCUGUCAGCUGGAGGAAAUCGCCAGAGAGAGUCUGUCCACUGAGCGCCAGGAAGAAGAACAGCAGCUGUCAUCAGCACUGGAGGGGAAGCUGACAGGUGACGUGAAGGCAGACGGGUCUGCGGUGGGCAUCUGUAGUCCUGCCAGACCACUUAACCAACCUGUCUCCCAGCCAUACACAGGUCCAUUCAUGACAGUUCUGUUUGCCAAGCUGGAGAACAUGCUCCAAAACUCGUUAUACGUCAACAUCCUGCUCACUGGCAUUGUGGCCCAGCUGGCCUGCUAUCCUCAGCCCCUCCUACGCUCCUUCCUGCUCAACACCAACAUGGUCUUCCAGCCCAGUGUCAAGUCACUAAUCCAGGUUUUAGGUUCUGUGAAGAACCGCAUCGAGGCAUUUGCCGCAUCUCACGAGGACUUUCCUGCCAUGCUGAGGAAAGCCCAGCAGUACUUGGUGGCCCGAAGCAAAGUGGACUGGAGCGACUCGCCGGCAGCAGUUCCUACUUUGCGCCGCUCUGAUUCCCUUGUGAAGAGUCGAAAGCCAUCUCUCGGAGACCUGAUUCUUCGUCACACAAACAGUCCAACACGGGCUCGGCACGCCGCUCAGCUCGCCCUCGCACACGUACGGGAUGGCGGCCAAUCACUGCACAGCGCUCUGUUCCGGGGCAGCGGAGGUGCGUCUGGCCUUGAGAAGCAAGCUGAAGCGCUGCGAGUAAAGAACGCCGUCUACUGCGCCGUUAUCUUCUGCGAGUUCCUCAAGGAGCUGGCUGCCCUCACGCAGGAGCACGCCGUCUCUUUGCCCUUCCCUCACAGCCAGGAAGCAGAGGAAUAGAAGGUAAACUCAGACUCCUCAAACUUAGCCUCACGUCUGUUGAUUUAGGCUGUACACAAAGAAGAAAUUUAAAUAGGAUUCUCCCAUCACCACAGGACACACUUGAGACUUUUCUGUCACUGAAAUGGAUCGUCUGCAACAGAGCAGACAAAAGAGGAAAACUGGGAUUUUUGUACCAAAAUGAUUAUAGGAUACCUAUAGGACUGGAAUCAUUUUCCUCAUCUGUACACUUAUGAUAUUGUGCAUAUCGUGUAUUAUAUUCACAUCCUGUACACAGAAAAUCUCGGUAAAUACUUGAGAUUCGGGAGCUUGUAUAUACACAUACCAUUUCAUGGUAUAAUACGACACAGUAAAGCCACAGAUUAAAGAAGUAGGUGCACAUAUUGGUGCUAGUCAAUACUUGUUAUCUUUUGUUUUGAAAGGGUGCUUUCAGGCUGGCACAAAGAAGGUUUCCUCUUCAACAACAACAGAAAAAACCACCAAAAAUUGUUUGGCAGGAAAAGAUUGAAAGCGUGUGCGAGUCAGCCACUUACAAAGUAAUCCCAUCAGUUUGGUCAUCUCCGUGCAGCUGGCUCAUGUUUGCUUUCAUCAGAGCUUUUGUCAAGGACGGGCUAAGAGAAAAAGUUCACUUUAAAAAACAGAAGCGUUCCCAAAAAACAUGGGAGCUUUUUAGGUUUAUUUUAAAAGGCUGCACUAAAUGCUAGUCAUCACUGAAUGAGAUGAAAACUGGAAAAACCUCCAUGUGGGGGAGUGCCACUUUGUCUCCUGUGAAUCAGCACGACUACCAUAAUUGUAGUGAGAAACUUGGGGUAAUUAUUGCCUUUUUCUUUUAACGUUUUAAACAUUUGUCUUCUGAAUUUGCACCAUUUUAUAGACAUAUCAGCAACAUGUGGGAGCAGAUGUGUCUGCCAUUGUGUAUGAGAGUUUAUUUGAAUGAAUCACUCCUUUCCAAAAAGGUGACGCCAACUGUUCAGACCAUUAGCUAACCAUUCACUGGUUGUCAUUUAAAAAAAAAAAAAAAAAAUUAGGCGGAGGAAUCACGAAGACGGCACUCUUGUAUACGGAAGAGGAUUAGGGCCACUGGGGAAAAAAGUGGGCACGUCUCUUUUUUCUUAUUUUCCAGAAUUCUGAGAAAAAAGUCAAAAUUCAGAAAAAAAAGUUAGAAUCCUGAGAUUAAAGUCAAAUAAUUUUUUUUCUCAGAAUUCUGAGAUUAAAAUCAGAAUUCUGACUUUAAUCUCAGAAUUCUGACUUUAUUUCUCAGAAUUCUGGAAAAGAAGCAAAAAAAGGACGUGCCCACUUUUUUUUUCCCCACUGGCCCUAAUGCUCUUCCAUACUUGUACGUGUUGCAUCCUUUGUGUGUCAUUUAGUGUUUUUGAAAGACCCGAAAUUCUGCAAGAUUUUUUUAUUUUUUUUAACUCCACCUGUGCGUUGGCAUUAUUUCCAUUUAUUUUGAAUUUGAUGAAACAGAAUCUCAUGAGGCGUUCAUUGACUUUUCUUGAAAAAUAUUUUUUUUCUCGGUGAGACAGGCCAAACCGAACACACAGGACAUCUGGGAAAAUAAUAUGCUGCUACUUUUUUUUUUUUUAACACUAACACCCAUUUUAAUGGUGAAAUAGCUACUCUAUCUUUUUAUUUCAUUGGGUACCAAGUAUAAAUGUGCACGUGGAGGUGCUGAUGCAAGUUGUGAUCAGCUUUUCUUUAAUUUAUUGUGUUUUGAGGUUGAAUGAAGUUGCAGCCACACAGUGUUAAAAGCUUUUGCCAAGACUUGAUAUUCACUGUUUUCCUUUGUAAUGUGUUGCUAAUUUGUUUUUUGGGUUUGUUUCUUUUUGUUUUUUUAUAAAAUGGUAAGUAGUCAUUUUACAGCUCUGUAAUAUCUGUAGCAGUUUUCUGUAAUGUUGCCAGAAACUGUAAAAACUGUAAAAAUGUGCAUUAUUCUUAGGAGUGCUUUGUUAAAUCAUCUACCUGUGACCCAGCUUUCCAAGUAACAUAUUUGCACAUACUAGCCAUUCUCUCUCAACUCUUAGCAGUAGAGAAACUGCCUGCCACCCUGCAAAACGUCUAACAUUUCUUUCCCAUUACACCACUUUCACUUUCUGCAACAAGCUGAGACGUCCUCAGCUCGUCGAAGCCAUAGCCGUGUUCGUCAUGCUCGUACGUGUGGGAUUUCGUCCCGGCUGUGAGUCACUUUUCUACAGAAUUUCUUAGAUGCAUUUCGUAAUGACCCAUAGUUUGUUUCUGUUUUUUUAUUAAUAGGUAAAUAGAUUCUGCAUGUCAGAUAAGGCGAGGUUUUAUGAUAAACUAACAGUUAAGUAGUGUUUGGUUUGUGCAAUAGUACUGAGCUUAAAUUAGCUUCCAUGCAGUAGGGUUUAGUGGUUAGUGAGCCGUGCAGUCACCUGCAGAGCUCGGCGAUGACAGCGAAAACAGGUUUCACGCUAAAUGUUUGCUCUGGGUAGAGAAAUCUCUCUUGUACUUUACACACUGCCAUCCGUCCAUCCGCGUAUCACCCAGUCUGCUGUACAUGUGUGAUCUGAAGAGCGAGGGAGAGGAAACAAAAAACCAAGAACAGAGGGCCUCAUUCCUCAUCAGGUUCCAUGUCUUUUACACUCAAGAUUGUGUUUUCUAACAAAACUAUUUUUUACAAACAGCUCUGAUAACGAUUGAUGGUACUUGCUCUGUUUCUUAGUGUCACUUCCAGUCACAGUUACAGUCAUUUGUGUUCAUGGACACCAAAGACAAUCGCUGAUACCUGAAACUCACAAUGUCUGUUUAAGCAAUCGUAGACAGUUUGAUGGUACACGGUCUGAACACUGUAAUGAACCUUAUCCACGAAUCGCGCUUCUUUAGUCAACGUUUCAAGCCCACAAAACGGUGCCAGUUAGAGUUUUUGUUUUUUAAUGAUUUAAAAUUUUUAAGGCUCAGCCUAAUUAACGAAAAGGGAGCUUCUCAGUAAGAACGUGGCAUUAAUAAAUUUGUCUAAUUAGGGAUUGCAGUCUGUACUCGCGGUUAAUUUUUAAAUUUUAUUUGAUCUUUUUUAGUUCAUUUGUAAGUAUACAAAAACCAAUGUGAUGAAGUUUGUAAUGUGGUGUUUUUAUAAGGGGAUUAUUUCCUACCAGGGCCUUUGACGUCUUCCUUGAAAGACUGUAAGCAGAAGUUAAUUUAGAGCAAUGAUUAUAUGAAAAAACACAUGUUGCACACAGAUAAAUGAAAGGGAGUCUGGCAAAUAUAAUCAAGGCUUCAUGGUGACUGUGAUGGAUUUACUUAGCUUUAUGGAAGUUGCUUUUCAUACUCUGCUGGUUUUUAAAGAAAAAAAUAUAUAUAUAUAUAUAUACAUAUAUACAUGAGCACUCCAAUCGUUCACAUAACAGGGGUCAUGGACGGGGGCACAGGCCUUUUUUUUUUUCUCAUUCUUUUUGAUUUUGACGCUUUCUGCUUUCAGCAGCUACCACGGCUAGAUGCACAACAUGUUUUUGUUCCUCUAGUGGCCACGGAGUAAUCAUGCUUUAACAAAUCUGAAAAAAAAAGUUCAUGCUUAAUUUGUUUAGCACAAUGAACGAUGGCCUUCCAAAACGUGUGAGCUCUUUAUGAACUAGCAUCUCAGCCAGUGUGAGCUGCAGCGUCUCAUCUCAGCUCUGCUCAGACUCCAAACCUGCUUCCUUGGCCGGGUAUUGUUGUUUUCAGACUCUGUUAACUGACAAAUAAAAAAAGGAGGAGUUGUAAACCCAAAGCUAAGCUCCGUAAGAUUA